This is a messenger RNA of Cinclus cinclus, 489 nucleotides long. RefSeq names its product protein CutA homolog. Gene Ontology annotation, molecular function: copper ion binding. Gene Ontology annotation, biological process: response to metal ion. Bases 1 to 489 code for a protein of 162 amino acids. NCBI's taxonomy places the organism in Eukaryota, Metazoa, Chordata, Aves, Passeriformes, Cinclidae. The record is from RefSeq and is a predicted model, not a curated record. The transcript has 6 exons.
AUGGAGGGGCUGAGCCAGCGCUGCCCGCUGCCCCCCGCUGCCCAGGGCUGCCCCCGGCCCGGCCGCGGCACCGUGCUGCUGGCGCUGACGCUGCUGGUGCUGAUGUACCCCCUGCUCCGGGGCCUGGCUCUGCACCUGCACUCGGCUGUCACAGGCAGCUACAUCCCAGGGACACAUUCCAUCGCCUUCGUCAACUGCCUCAACGAGCAGAUCGCCAGGGACAUCGCCAGGGCCAUCAUGGAUAAGAAACUGGCUGCCUACGUGAACAUCCUGCCCAAGAGCUCGGCCUUGUAUUUCUGGAAAGGAGAACUGGAAGAAUCCACUGAAAUACUGCUGUUGGUGAAAACAAGGACGUCCAAAAUCGGGGAACUGUCCAACUACGUCAGAUCCAUCCAUCCCUUUGAAAUCCCCGAAAUCAUCAGCCUGCCUAUUGACCAAGGAAACCCUCUCUACCUCAAAUGGAUAGAGGAGAACGUCCCACGGGACUGA